AUGAAGAUUAAAGUGAUUUCAAGGAAUCCUAACACGUAUCAACGGGAAACAGUCGAUCAACGUAACAAAAGUAAGUUUUUCAGUGGUGAAUUUUAAAUAAAGAAAUCUAUUAUAGUUGUUCGAAAUUUCAACACACCUGCUGACCCAUUCCGUGCACAAACUGAAUAUACAAGAGCUUUAAAUGCGACAAAACUUGAAAGAGUAUUUGCUAAACCAUUUGUUGCUAGUCUAGAUGGUCAUGUUGAUGGUGUUCAAGUUUUGGCAAAACAUCCAAGUCGCCCAUCAACAAUCCUAUCUGGAAGUCGAGAUGGACAAGUUAAAUUAUGGAAUCUUCCAUCUCGAUCAUGUAUCGCAACAUUGGAUGCACAUAGAGGACUUGUAAAUGAUAUAUCAGUUGAUAAUUCAGAUGGAAAUAGUUUCGUAACAGUUGGUCAAGAUAGUCAAUUAAAAUAUUGGAAAAUUCCAUCAACAAUCGAUAAUAAUAUCACAACUCCAGCACAUUCAAUUGCUUUAGAAGGAAUUGCAUACGGUGUUUCACAUCUCUCAUAUUCUUCUGAUUUUGUAACAUGCGGUGAAGAUAUUAGUGUUUGGAAAGCUUUUCGAGAAACACCACUUCGCAGUUAUAAUUUGGGAACUGAUACAAUUCAUACUUGUCGUGCGAAUCCUGUCGAAGAAAAUGUUAUUGUUGGAGCAAAAUCUGAUCGAUCUAUUUUUGUAUUGGAUACUCGACAAGAUGUUCCAUUGAAAAAAGUAACAAUGAAAUUGAGACCUAAUAAAAUCUCAUGGAAUCCAAUUGAAGCAUACAGUUUUACAGUAGCCAGUGAAGAUUAUAGGUAUUUAAUUUAUGAUUUAAUAAAAUACAAAUCUAUGAUAUUUUUUUUCAGUUUGUACACAUUUGAUAUGAGAUUCAUGGAACAUCCAAUUCAAUCACAUCAAGGUUUUACAUCAGCAGUUCUCGAUGUCGAUUAUUCUCCAACUGGUCAAGAAUUUGUUGCAGCUGGUUAUGAUCGAUCAAUUCGUUUGUUCAAAUCAAGAGAAAUGACAAGUCGUGAUAUUUAUUAUACAAAACGAAUGCAAUCUGUUUUGUCUGUACUUUGGUCAGCUGAUUCGAAAUUUGUUAUGUCUGGAAGUAAUGAAAUGAAUAUUCGAGUUUGGAAAGCGAAUGCCGCUGAAAAAUUGGGACCUGUAAGUUUUCUUCGUUAGAAAUAAAACUGUUUUUUCUCAUAUUAUUUCAAUUUCAGCUCACAAAACGAGAAAAACAAGCAUUUGCUUAUAAUUCAAAAUUACGCGAGACUUAUAAAAAUCACCCAGAAGUUCGAAGAAUUGCAAAUCAUCGCAAUGUUCCAAAACACAUUUUCAGGUAAUUUUUUUUUUGAAAAAUUCGAAUAUUUAAACCAGAAAAAAUUCCAUAUUCAAAUUUCAGCGCUGCACGAGAACAUCGUGUUAUUCGAGAUGCUCGAACUCGUCGCGAUUUGCGUCGAGCAAAAGCUGCUGGUCUCAACGAAGAAGAAUCCUAUCUUCCGGCAACUCAAAAAUCGAUGCUUGGAGAUGCCGAAUCAUAA
This is a messenger RNA of Caenorhabditis angaria, 1562 nucleotides long. The record is from the annotation of a GenBank genome assembly. Lineage: Eukaryota; Metazoa; Nematoda; Chromadorea; Rhabditida; Rhabditidae.